Tetranychus urticae (two-spotted spider mite) is the source of this 1105-nucleotide messenger RNA. It is a transcript of the gene cold, whose product is annotated as coiled. The record is from RefSeq and is a predicted model, not a curated record. NCBI's taxonomy places the organism in Eukaryota, Metazoa, Arthropoda, Arachnida, Trombidiformes, Tetranychidae.
CUCAUUUUGGGAAUAUUGACUGUAAAUCAUUAAGAGUUUAUACCAUUAAAAAUUUAGCUUGUUUUUACAGGACUUAAUAACUCCGUCCAAUUCAAACAAUUGUAAUUACAGGAAAUUUUAAAGACAUCGAUACUAUCGAUGAUAUCAAUAUUCUGUUGAAUACUUCUUUUGUACAAGGAAAGGUCAAUACUUACCUUUCCUUGUUACCUUUCUUAUACUUGCCUUAAACACCUGAGUGCUGUUACGCUUAUUUUGUUUUUAUCAAUAAAUGUAGAAAAUAGUUUUUAAGUUUUUCAAAUUUCAAAAAAAACUUUAAUUGAUUGUGGCAGCUACAAUGAAUCUCACUUUUAUACUCAUCAAUUUUGUUUUUCUAUUAUUUUUCUCAAACCGAGUAAAUGGUUUAGAGUGCUAUGUUUGCUCCAAUCAAGAGGAUAAUAAAGAUAAAUGUGUUGAAACCGUUAAAAAUUGUGACCAUGGUCAAGAUAGAUGCCUGUCACGAAUUCGUUGGGGAAGUACACCGUAUUGGGCUCCCAGUGGCGAAAAACAAUAUUAUAUAACGAAAAAAUGUGCCUCCAAAGAUGUUUGCGACCAAGAAUAUAAAAAACAUUUAUCCAGGUGUGAUCGGAUCUGGUAUAACGACUGGGAAUGUGUUGAAUGUUGCACCGGUGAUAGAUGCAAUUACUUUGUUACUCUCAAAGCCACUUCAACUUAUCCAAGUAUUUUAAUCAUUUCAAUGUCAGCUUUAAUUGCUAUUGUAUUUUUCAAGUGAACUAGCAUUUCCACAGUUUAAUAUCACGAGCAAAAGUGCUCAAAGACCAAAUCUAAGUUAAUUUAAGUAAUCACUAUGUAAAUAUCUCCUGUACCAAUUGUUCAUUUUUCUUGUAUCUUUAAAUUUACUCUUUUCUAAUUUUUUACCUUUCACCACACUCACUCAAUCUGAAUCCAUCUUGAAUUAGAACAAGAUGCAAAAUCAUGACAACUUGCUCCUCUUAUCAACUACAGGUGCCUGUAUGUGGUUUAAGAUUGCAUUCAAUCCAACCCUGAUCAUGCAUCUUGAUUGCAAUCUAACAACACUAUUUUUAUUAAAUUUCAAUUACUGAAAUAA